Aspergillus alliaceus is the source of this 2515-nucleotide messenger RNA. RefSeq names its product phosphate-sensing transcription factor PHO4. The coding region runs from base 191 to 2356 and encodes 721 amino acids. Lineage: Eukaryota; Fungi; Ascomycota; Eurotiomycetes; Eurotiales; Aspergillaceae. The transcript has 3 exons. The record is from RefSeq and is a predicted model, not a curated record. Gene Ontology annotation, molecular function: protein dimerization activity.
GUCCAACUACCAAAAUCCUUCCAAGUUGCUUUCCCUAUUCCGAGAUUUGGAUAUUGUUCCGCGAUACUACGCUACAGACUCCAUUAAGAAGAAAAGCCUUCGGGGGGAGAGGGGCGAACCGAAUCUCUUAAGUGACACAAAUAAAGAAGAAGACGAAGGAAAAAAGAAAAAGGGGGUCAUAAGGUUUGCCAUGGAGCAAAGCAACUCGCUCUCCUGGCCGGAUAUCGCCGCCUCUGGUGAAGAUGAGUUCUCUAACUUCCUCGAAUUUGGAAUGCAAUUCCCCGACCUAGAGGGGCACGGGCCAUCCGAUCAGCACCCUGCUCGCUCUAUCGCUCAUUCCGUAUCGAUGCCUGCCUCAACCGCUCCUUCGGGUCAGGAACAGCUUGUUCGUAUGGACGCCGAACCGGUGACCCCUCAGGCAUCGUCAUAUGACCGCAUAAUGGGCGACUUCCCAAUCGAACUCUCCAGUCAAGUCCACCAAGGUCAAUCGCAUGGCUCCAUGUCGGCCUCCUUCUCCAAUGCCCCUAUGACUCCGGCGUUCUAUGCCCAAAAACCUCCACAUCCCCAGGACUUCAGCCACCACCAGCUGCAGCAACCGCAGGAGCAACCGCACCACCAGCAUGUUCACCAUUCACAACAAACAUCCCAACCUUAUGUGCCUCAUGGCCAGCCUUUGAUCCCUCCGACCCCCAAUAGUGUUGAACUGCAGGGGAGCGCGGCCACAUAUUUGCAACGCGUGAACGAGAAUCAUGAGAUGUACGACCGAUAUGCGCGCAUAAACGAGGAACAGGCUCUCUAUACCCCUUUGGUGUCUCCCGCCAUGACGCCAUUGGAGACUCAAUUUCAGCUUCCAGAGUACACCAUUCCAGGGGAGUACUUUACCCCUCUAACCUCUCCAGCUCUCGAGGCCCAGAAUGGAAAUUCAGCCAGCUAUCCUUUUCACUCCGGCCAUGUCUCUGACAUGGGCUUCGUGCAUUCCCCCGUCGACAAUUCCAUUCCCGCCUCGUCGUCUCCAAGUUCGCCAGGCUUGAUCCGGAAACAUCACCGGCGUCGACUAUCAAACACCAAGACCUUUUCCGCCAGGGCGAAGAAGCAACAAUCUCCUUCGGUGCGGCCUCAAACGCGGAAGAAAUCACUCCUGCAUAUCAACUCGGACGAGGUUUUAAACGGCCUCAACCAACACCAAGGCGGCCCAAGAUCACAACUGGCAACUGGUAGCGGGCUGCGAUAUGGAAGCAAUGAAAGUUCUGGCCAGGAUUCCGUCUCGCCAGAACCACUGUCAGAACCACUAAUGCCUCCCCCUGCUCUCCCUCCAGCACGGAGGUCUCCCGCGAUUGCUCCUCAGACAGCGCAGUCACAAACCAACGAGCCUGCGACCCCGGCUAUGCUGAUGCGCAUUCAGCGGCCGCAGCAUAGUCCAGCUACAAUUGGUCAAGCACCAGGCUCUGUGUUGUCCGAGUCACACGAUGAUAUCAUGGAGGACGUCGUUCUUCCGGAAGCAGCUACUCCUACUACUCACUUCUCCCAACCGCAAGUGGUCCGCAUAGAUACCUCUCUUCGAAGUGUUCGUGCAGAUGCAGCAUCCCCAGCCGCGUCGGCCAAUGUAACUCCCGCUUUGGAACCUAAAUCGGCUCCAGAAAGAAACCCAUGUUCAGUAGCUCCUAGUCCGCGCACUGUCGCUGUGCCAUCUCCAAGCGGGCCGGUGGGCAAGAAAUCAGACACCCCAAAACUUGGGCCAGUGAGCAGAAAGCGACAAAGCCUUAGCUCCUCCCAACCCAGCCCAAAUCUACGCCCGAAAAUAAGUCCCAGCAUACAACCAUUGGUCCGAGGAGAAGGCUUAUCAGGUGAGACAUCAGCUCUGUACCUAGCCUCCAAAUCGAAUUAUCAACAUAUCUUGGAUGGCACCCUUCUCCCCGGCGUCUCCUAUCCGGAAACGUUAGCUGAAAAUUUGAGUUCUAAACGGACCAAUCACAAAUUGGCGGAGCAGGGUCGGCGCAAUCGCAUUAAUAAUGCGCUUAAAGAAAUCGAAGCUCUAAUUCCUGCUGGGUUUGUCAACAUGAAGAAUGUGAAGGACGCUACCGCACCUUGCAAUUCGAAAGGCAGCGAAAAGGAGAAAGAGAAAUCGAGCAAUCAACAGAUUAGCAAGGCUAGUACCGUGGAGAUGGCCAUCGAUUAUAUCAAGGCAUUGAAGAAGGAACUCGAAGAGACUAGGGGCAAGUUACAGGAUGCUGAGGCUCGGCUAGGUGAGAAUGGGACUCCUGAAACCAACGAUGGCGAUUCAAUUGAACCAGGAAAUGGGCAACUGGAAGAGCCUGAUGCGGUUAAGGCCGUGCCUGGGACAAAGGCUCCUGUAUAGUCUUACGAUUGGGACAUCGUAGUGGUUUCGACCGAAUGCUCUCUUGCCUAGGAAUACCAGUGACCCAGUUUUAUGUGACAUGUUUUACGACGGCAGCACUCCGGCGACUAUUAGUCCGUGAUCAGAAAAACAGAGUUGGAAAGGAUUUACCGGUGUAUA